Colletotrichum fioriniae is the source of this 1077-nucleotide messenger RNA. RefSeq lists its product as uncharacterized. Gene Ontology annotation, biological process: alcohol metabolic process. NCBI's taxonomy places the organism in Eukaryota, Fungi, Ascomycota, Sordariomycetes, Glomerellales, Glomerellaceae. Gene Ontology annotation, molecular function: zinc ion binding; alcohol dehydrogenase (NADP+) activity. The record is from RefSeq and is a predicted model, not a curated record.
AUGUCAGCUCUCAACUACAAAUUCGAAGGCUGGCUUGGACUCGACAAGUCAGCAGCGGAGGGAAACAUGGUCUGGCAGGAGUUUGAACCCAAGGAAUGGGAGGACACGGACAUCGACAUCAAAGUCACCCACAGCGGCAUCUGCGGCACAGACCUGCAUACGUUACGCAGUGGCUGGUACCCGGCUCCCUACCCGAUCUGCGUCGGUCACGAAAUCGUCGGCAUCGCCGUCCACGUCGGAAGAAAAGCCACCGGAGACAUCAAAGUCGGGGAUCGCGUCGGUAUUGGCGCCCAAGCAAACGCCUGUCUCGGCCGUUUUGGCCGUUGCAAGGCUUGCGAUGGCGGCAAGGAGUCGUACUGCAAGAAACCCGUGCACACUUACAGUGCUUUCCAUUACAACGGUGGUAAAGCGAUGGGUGGGUAUGCGACUCACCAUCGGUGUCCUUCGUAUUUUGUCUUCAAGAUUGAUGACCGGCUCGACUCAGCGUCAGUUGCGCCUAUGCUCUGCGGGGGGAUCACCGUGUACUCACCGCUGAAAUUGCACGGGUGUGGGCCAGGAAAGACUGUGGGUGUUAUUGGAAUCGGAGGUCUAGGCCACUGCGGUAUUCUAUUUGCCAAAGCUCUUGGGGCGGAUAGAGUUGUGGGUAUAUCGAGGAGUGAGUCGAAACGAGAUGAAGUUCUGAGAAUGGGUGCGGACGACUAUAUUGCGACGGCCGAGCGAUUGGACUGGGUGACUGAGUACACUGGUGCCUUUGACAUCAUCAUCAACACCAUUGGCACGAGUAAAGUUCCUUUCAACCAGUAUCUCAGUUUGGUGAGCCUAGAUGGCACAUUCAUCCAAGUCGGGUUGCCGGAAGACGGGUCGUUUGAGGUCAACGCUUUCAUGCUCGUGUCGCAACGGAUCAAACUCACGGGGUCAAACACGGGGUCUCGACAGGAGAUUCGUGAGAUGUUAAACUUAGCUGCUGAUAAAGGAAUCAAGCUUUGGGUUCAGGAGAGGCCCAUGGCGGAAGCAAACCAAGGAAUUGUGGAUUUUGAAGCUGGAAAGGCGCGAUAUCGUUACGUUCUGACGCUGUAA